AUGGGUCGAAGAAAGAUCGAGAUCAAGGCGAUCAAAGAUGAUCGCAACCGCUCAGUUACGUUUUUGAAACGGAAGGGUGGUCUGUUCAAGAAGGCACAUGAGCUGGCAGUUCUAUGCUCGGUAGAUGUCGCCGUAAUAAUCUUUGGCCACAACAAGAAACUGUACGAAUUUUCAUCAUGUGAUAUGCGCGAGACGCUACAUCGAUAUCAAUAUCUCGGCCCACCACACGAGCAUAAGGGUCCGGAGGACUUUAAUGGCAGACGUGAUGACGACGACGAUGAAGAUGAAGAUGGCACAACACCCGCUCCGGAAGAUAUGCAUCCCACACCCCCUCAGAAUGCCCCUCCAAUGAUUCCUGCCCAUCUUCAAGGCCAUCCAGGCUUCCAGCAUGUCAAUCACGCACCUUCAGCCUCUCCUCCGAUCGGCAACGGCAUUCCUUUCGACCCCCGCCACGGAACCCCCCAGCCGCAAGGGGUUUCCAGACCUUCAUCACGAAAUCAUCUUCGACGAGUGAGCUCAAAUAUCGGCACCCAGUCGCAUCAUGCUACUCCUCCGCCCCCGCCCCCGCCUCAAAAUGGAUUCGCCUACAUGCCCAACCCAUCUGUGUAUAACCCCAACGCCCAUAGCCUUAGCCAGCCGCCCCGACCCGCUCAAUUCGCGCAUUUUGGACCUCCGCCUGGAGCGCAACACCCGCCGCCGCCUCAGCAUCAGCCUAUGCCUGCGCACUCUAUGCCACCGCACUCCAUGCCUCCGCAGUCGAUCGCCCAACACCAUCCAACACCCCCGCCACACAUCCAACAUCAGCAUCAUCUUAUGGCUCCGCAGGCGCCUCCGAUGGGUCUUUCGCAACCGCCGCAUGCCACAGUACCGCAGGUCGCUCAGGCUUACCUGCCUGAGCAAGGAAGAAGCUCAAUGCCGCCGACAUUCGCAUCGGAACAUCAGCAACCGCCAUCUCGAACGGUCUCACUACCCGAAGCACCUUUGCCAGAUCAAAUACCUGGUGCCAUGAAGGGGGAGGGAAGUCAGUCACCGCCUCACCAAAGGUCACUAUCCUCCAAGUCGCGGAGUAUCUUCACACCCAUCGAUGAUCGUGGUUCUGUUUUAGCGCGCCAUUUCGGAGUUGGUCCUCCCAUAUCACCAGGUUCUCAGGCCAAGCUUGAAUCUGCACAGGCAGAAUCCAGUGAACUCAAAGCCAUGAGCCAUCCAGUCGCGCCCCCGCCCCCACUUCGCGCUGCCACAGAGGCUCCAUCUUCACAAUCGGUCGCCGAGCUCAAACCGCCGCCAAUCCGAACAAAUAGUGGUCAAUUGCCAAAGCGCCCACAGCUCAAAGUACAGAUACCGAGCGAGAACUCGGAUCGCGGCAGUGCAACGGCAGAAUCAUCCUCACGCGACUCCGCAGGAAACAAAACACUCACGCCCGCUAAAGCCAAUCCCGAUACCAAUCACUCGGGAGUAGUAUUGCCUCCACCGUCACCAUCAGCCGGCGCAAUACUCAGUGCAGGAGCCCAAGGACCUCCGAAUCCAUUCGCAAGGCCCCCGCCUCCUGCCGCGGCAGCCGCAGCCGCAGCUCAAAAUAAUAGUGCGUACAAUAACAACAACAACAUAGAGACACCGAUAUCUGCGCUUCCUAGUCGCUUUGUAUCGGAUGCACUCCUCCCGUCGCCAUCCAGCUUCUUUCCAGAGUGGGGCUUCGGCCGCUCCGGUCCCGACAGUAAUAUGCUUCCAAGCCCUCUCACAUUCCCAACGCCAGCAGUGCAAACAGGCCCUAGUUUUGGACGGGAUGAUGAACAAGACAAGAAGCGCAAGAGCCCAGAUAGUGGAUCGAAUGCCGAAGGGAUCACGAAGAAAACAAAGACAUGA
Messenger RNA from Aspergillus steynii IBT 23096, 1860 nucleotides. RefSeq names its product SRF-type transcription factor RlmA (gene rlmA). Lineage: Eukaryota; Fungi; Ascomycota; Eurotiomycetes; Eurotiales; Aspergillaceae. Gene Ontology annotation, biological process: positive regulation of transcription by RNA polymerase II. The transcript is spliced from 3 exons. The record is from RefSeq and is a predicted model, not a curated record. The coding region runs from base 1 to 1860 and encodes 619 amino acids. Gene Ontology annotation, molecular function: DNA-binding transcription factor activity, RNA polymerase II-specific; RNA polymerase II cis-regulatory region sequence-specific DNA binding; protein dimerization activity.